UCAUGGAUGAACACAACCCUCCAGCAAAAAUGGUGAAGGGACGCCAAGGAGAGCGUGUCAGACUCUACGUCAGAGGAACUGUUCUAGGUUACAAGAGGUUGAAGUCGAAUCAGUACCCAAGCACGUUGUUGGUUCAGAUCGAGGGUGUGAACACGAAGGAGGAGGUGUCAUGGUACCUCCGGAAGCGCAUGGCUUACAUCUAUAAGGCUAAGGUGAAGGAUGGGUCACACUACCGAUGCAUUUGGGGCAAGGUGACUAGGCCUCAUGGUAACACUGGGGUUGUUCGAGCUAAAUUCAAGUCUAAUCUCCCUCCUAAAUCAAUGGGAGCUAGAGUCAAGGUUUUCAUGUACCCAAGUAAUAUGUGAGUUCCUGCUGAAGGUGUAAAUGGCAGAUUGAGGUCGUCAUUGGUGGCUCCAAAAGGAUUUGCAUCCCAGAUUGAGGUCACUAGCGAUAGAUUGGAUCUGCAUUUUGCUUUGUAGUUUUCUUUUUGGAGUUCGUACUGUUUGUGUC
Messenger RNA from Cornus florida, 510 nucleotides. Its product is annotated as large ribosomal subunit protein eL33w-like. The transcript has a single exon. Gene Ontology annotation, biological process: cytoplasmic translation; ribosomal large subunit biogenesis. Bases 3 to 365 code for a protein of 120 amino acids. Gene Ontology annotation, cellular component: ribosome; cytosolic large ribosomal subunit. NCBI's taxonomy places the organism in Eukaryota, Viridiplantae, Streptophyta, Magnoliopsida, Cornales, Cornaceae. The record is from RefSeq and is a predicted model, not a curated record. Gene Ontology annotation, molecular function: structural constituent of ribosome.